Messenger RNA from Ostreobium quekettii, 2361 nucleotides. The record is from the annotation of a GenBank genome assembly. Lineage: Eukaryota; Viridiplantae; Chlorophyta; Ulvophyceae; Bryopsidales; Ostreobiaceae.
AUGCAACGCGACGAUUGUCGCAGAGGCGCGGAUGGGUCAGGUGGCGAUGCGAGGCCGUGCGCUGACGAGGACGGCGGCAGCCACGGCGCUGGACCCGACCUUGUGCUUGGCGGAGGCGAUUUCAGACUCGACUACGACUGCGCCCAAGACCUGUACGACCACCAGGUCGAGGGCAUUAAGUGGAUGUGGGGACUGUACGAGAGACGCCAGGGCGGGAUUCUGGCGGACGAUAUGGGCCUCGGGAAGACGCGGCUGUGCACAUCGUUUUUGAGGGGCCUAUUCAUCGGCCAGCGCACCAGGCGUGUAUUGAUUAUUGUGCCCAAAUCAUUGUUGAGCCGCUGGGAAGAAGAGGUCAUGCACUGUGACCUGCAGAGGAGACUCUUCUUCUUCCAAGGCUCGGACAGGGAGUUUAGUCUUCGGAGGGUUGCUCGGCAUGGUGGCCUUCUCUUGGUUACAUAUGACAUGGCUCGUCAUAAUGUGGGAAGCCUUGUCAAUCCGCCUCAGCAUUGUGUGGAGCUAGCAGAUGAGCAGUGUUUCUGGGAUGUUGUGAUGAUGGACGAGGCCCACAAAGUAAAGAAUCCACGGACAGAGACAUAUCUGAAACUGCGGAGUAUCCCAGCAGGUGUAAGGUUCUUGGUGUCAGGCACACCCAUACAGAACAACUUGAUGGAGUUUCAUGCACUCAUGGACCUGUGCUGCGAGGGUCUUCUUGGCGACCGUGCUGGGUUCAAGAAUCUCUACGAAAAGCCCAUCACACUUGGGCUGGACAGGAAUGCAAGUGAACAACAGAGAGCAUCCAGUGCAAGGCUGGCCAAGCAGCUGAGGGACAAAUACUCACCAUACUUUCUGCGAAGGGAGAAGAAUGCUGUUGCAAUUCAGAAAACCUACCUGGGCCAGACGGCUGCAGCUACCCAGAAAACAGCAGUUGAUGAGACUAGUGAGCGACUGGGUAGCAAGAAUGACCUCAUUGUGUGGCUGAAGCUGCAGCCGAUGCAAAGGAAAAUAUAUGAGCUAUUCUUGCAAUCGGAUGCUGUGAAACGGGCAUUGAACAAAACUGCUUCCCCGCUGAGCGCCAUAGAUGUUCUCAGGAAGAUCUGUCUGCAUUUCUCCCUUCUGUCCAAACGAGCUGCUGAGGUUGUCAUUCAUGGCAAACAAUUCUACAAAGACAUCUGGGACGACUCAGAUGAGGAGCAAGACGAGGAAGGGGAUGCAAGCGAAACUGAAGAAGACGCAGAAUGCUGUCCCUCUGUCUGUGAUGGGGGUCCUCUGGGGUCUGUGGACCUAGACAACGUCAAUGUUGAGCAGCAGUUAAUCGCUGCUGUGAAAACGAUGGGGUGGAAAGCUUCUUGCAAGACGGUGUUUGUAGUUCAGCUCUUGGAGCAACUAUGGAAGAGGCAGCAUAGGGUGCUGGUAUUCAGCCAGUCGAGGAAGAUGCUUGAUAUCCUUCAAGCUGCGCUGAAGGGCCGCAAAUGGACUUUUGUGAGGAUAGAUGGAACCAUCGCCUCAGCUGUUGAGCGCCAGAACAUUGUGAACAGGUUCCAGAAUGAUGCCAGUGUCUUUGUCUGCCUUUUGACAACCAAAGUUGGUGGUUUGGGGCUGAACAUGACUGCAGCAGAUCGAGCCAUUGUGUUGGACCCCUCAUGGAAUCCUUGCGUCGACGACCAAAGUGUCGAUCGCAUUUACAGAAUCGGACAGGUGCACGAUGUUGUGGCAUAUCGUCUCAUGACUUGUGGGACAGUUGAGGAGAAGAUUUACAGAAGGCAGGUCUUCAAAGGUGGUGUGUGGAGAACAGGAUUAAAAGGGGUGAAGGAGGGUUUGCAGAAAGGCCACUUCACCCAACAGGAGUUAAGAGACAUAUUCAGCAUUACUCCUGAAGGUUUUGAGCGCUCUGAGACCUGUGCUCAACUCAGACACCUUCAGCAUCCACAAAGGAGCGAAGAAUUGAGGCCACACAUUGAAGAACUUGCAUGCAUGUCAGGGGUGAAGGGGAUAACCCACCAUGACUUGGUGUUCCUGAAGAAGGAGAACGCCAAUCCCAAACCAAGUGAAAGAAUUCAGCCCAUCCAAAGCCUGGCAGGAGACGUCAGUAAUCUCACGAAGCAAAUCCGUCGUUUAAGCGUCCAGCCAGAUGCCGUGCAGCAGGAAACUAGGGCUCUGAAAUCUACGCUGAAAGACAAGAACAGUCAGCUGGCAAGGAUUGAAGGCAUUAUCAACGACUCCAGUCUUUGGGCUAGUCUUCCUGAUCAGGGUGCAAAAAUGCUGGAAAAGAAAGGCAGGCUGGAGGCCGAGGUGGCAGAGAUCCAUAAUAGGCUUGCUGAACUUGGUGCCUGCACUGCAACUUGCUGUGAGCUAGAUGAGUGA